Messenger RNA from Heterobasidion irregulare TC 32-1, 2592 nucleotides. RefSeq lists its product as uncharacterized. NCBI's taxonomy places the organism in Eukaryota, Fungi, Basidiomycota, Agaricomycetes, Russulales, Bondarzewiaceae. Gene Ontology annotation, cellular component: nucleus. The transcript has 5 exons. The record is from RefSeq and is a predicted model, not a curated record. The coding region runs from base 1 to 2592 and encodes 863 amino acids. Gene Ontology annotation, biological process: positive regulation of transcription by RNA polymerase II.
AUGAACACGGAGAAGCGGGAUGCCAUCUGUGAGAACGGGCGUCGAGGGCCGGCGGCUGCAAAAAUAGACGGACGUGCCAGUUGGUACGUGCCGUCGGUCGCAGAGAACGAGGGCCGGCGGGGCCACUGCGAGAGCUGGGGAACUUACAGUAGCGGUGGCGGCGGGGCUGGGGGGAUGCCGGCCGAGAACGGAAGCUGGGGCCAGUGCCGGGAUGCCGAGCCAAUGCAAGCGGACGGUGCCCUACGGUGCCUCGGGGCCAGAGAGCCGGGGACGAUGUCUUGGCGGAGCUUGGCGGGCUUCGUCGCCAAGGGGGGACGGUGCUUGGCAGAGGCUGGGCGCCAAGCGGGAGAGCAGACCGGUGCCCGUUUAAGACUUCGCUCGCGCACUCGCCGCCUCCGCUCCCCAGCCGCUCCAGCAAUGUCCGCCUCUGCCUCGCCGCACACAGCACCAGAUCCGUCCCAGCUCGCAGACACAGACAUCCCCUCCCCCGACACCCACACCUGUCUCUGGAUCGACUGCACGAAGAGCCUCCCCGACCCAGAGGCCCUCUACAACCACCUCUGCAACGACCACAUCGGCAGGAAGAGCACAAACAACCUCUGCCUCACCUGCAGGUGGAAGGACUGCGGCACAACAUGCGCAAAGCGCGACCACAUCACAAGCCAUCUCAGAGUCCACACUCCCCUCAAACCCCACACUUGCGAGAUCUGCAAGAAAUCUUUCAAGCGGCCGCAGGACCUCAAGAAGCACGAGAAGAUACACACAGAAGAGCACCAUGCCCAGCACAAGCACUCAAAGGCGGUCACCGUCCCAGAUCCACCCGCCGCCCGCCGUCGCGAGUCCCUCUCCAUCGACAACUCCGACCACAACCGCUCCCAGGACUACUCCAGACACCACAACGCUCGCUCUCGCUCCAUGUCCUCCCAUCCCUCCCUAGCCCACCACCCCGGCAUCCUCCCGACGCCCUCCCCUGAAAUCAUCCACCCCCAAGCAUAUGCCCAUCAUCACCUCUCCCAGCAACCUUCCGACCCCCGUUUCCUCCAGAAUCAACUCCCCACCUGGGAAGCCCUCCGCCCCGACGGCACCGCGACCCAGUCCACAGGCUCCAAGCGUGCUCACGACGCCUAUGCCGUCGACGACUUUUUCGCCGACGUCAAGAAGCGCCGCGUGAACCCCUCCUAUGACUCGAGCAUGGCCGAGCGUCUCAGCAACCUGGCCUACAUCCAGAACAUGGCCGGCGCAGGCACAGAAGACCUCAACGGCUUCAAUCCGCGCUCCGUCUCCCUCGACAUCCGCUCUCCCGAGGAGCUCGCCGCCGUCAACCAGUUCCUGCUCACCCUCGGCCGCGACGUCGAGGCCGGUGUGCACCCGCGUCACACCUCCCACACAGUGAACAGCAGCGCGUAUUCUCCGUAUCAGAACUACUUUGACCAUGCCCAGCUUGCGCAGCUCGGCCUCGCAGGCAUGCCGGGCAUCCCCUCGCCGUACCCCCACGAGCCCCAGGCCGCCUUUGCCCAGAACGCCGCCCCCAAUCACUAUCAAUCCAACGCGUUCUACCCCGCGCCGAGCACCUCGCGCCUCAGCCACCCGCCCGCGUCCGCGCCGCAGUACGGCCAGAUGUACCCCUCCGUGCACGACCUCGCCGCCUCUGCCUACGGCGGCAACCCGCACCACGGCAACGCGUACGACCGCCGCCUCUCCAACCACGGCCCACACGGCCUCACGCCGCUCGUCCACGGCUCCUCGCUCAACGCGCCCUUCCCCAGCGCAGCCUCGUACCAGUCGCCCGCGAGCCACCUCCACCCGACCCCGCCGCUCGAGAUGUCCAGCUCCCCGCACUCGUCCCUCUCCUCCCCCUCCAACUCUACCCCGCCUCAUCUCUCCGCGGCCGAGCUCGGCCCGUACGAGCCCCAGCUCCGCAUCGCGCGCGGCGUGCCCCCGCCCGCGCACCUCGCCCCCGUCGACUACGGCAGCAAGGCCAUGCGCACCAUCGUCCCCCUCAAGUCCGUCCCCGCCGCGGAGCGCGCCUCUGCGCCCGGGCCCGCCCGUGCGCCGCCACCGCCACCGGCCUCAUCACAGCGUCCGCGCGAGGCUGCGCCCGUCGCGGCGGCCUCGUCCACGAGCGAUACGCUCUACCCGUUCCUCACUUCCGGCGACAGCGACCUCAAGCUGCCCCCGCUCCAGCACCGCUUCCGCUCGCCCUCGCCGUCCCCCGCACCCUCGUCCACAGCACUCCCACGCUCCCCGCCCGCGCACUCCCAUUCCCCACCGCCGAUGCUCCCCAGCCUCCGCUCCAUCACCACCCCCGCCGCGGCCUCCAGCCCGUCCUCGCGCCCCUCGUCUUCUUCAAGCGCAGUCGGCGCCGGCGCAGAGGAUCGCCUCGCGCGCAGCGUCGGGCGGCUGCAGCUCGGGCGCGACCGAGACGAGCCCGGCGGAGGCAGCGCGAUCGGGCCGGAGCACCGCCGGCGCCACGCCGCGCUCAUCCGCGACCUGCUCGUCAUGAUCAACGGGCGGUACAAGGAGUACGCGCGCGUGCGCAGGGCGGCGAGUCCGGGUCCGUCGCCGCGGGACGUGGAGAUGGCCGUGGUGUAG